CGGCUUUGGCUAGUUCAACUGGGGAUUGAGCACCAAGGCCUGCUGUCCUCUGUCGGUUGCUUCUCAAGCCUACGAACUCGGGGGAAUCGGACGACCUUGGUGGGAACAUGUGGUUCGGGAGAGCCGCUCCCUCUUCUCUGUUGCUGAUCAUUUGUUUGUUGGGGACGGUUCGAGUGGACACAGGCCAAGAUCAGGAUCAUUUGCAGGAGGUCCUCAGAGCCUUGGAUCUACCGCUUGCUGCUGAUGAAGAGUCACGCCUACCAAAGACUCAAAUCAGUUUCCUGCUCGCCACGCUUCUUUUGGCGGUGGACUGCCAAGAGCGGACUGGUGCCUCCCAAGAUGUCUGUGAUAAGUGUUUGAAGCCAGACGUCGUUCUUUCAGUGCUGGAGGAUGAAAAGAAGGCAUAUCUCACAGAGGACGACUUCCAGCGCAUCUCCACUCUUCUUCUGUACUACAUCAUCAACUUACAGGAUACGUGCCAGUCAUCUAUCUCUUCCUCAUCUGCUGGGAGCUAUGAAUUCUACCUCAUGUCUCUCACCAAUCUACACCCAGCGGAGGACAGCCACUUCCUGUCAGCGGGUGAGAUAGAGAGUAUUCUGCAGCUCAUCAACCAGCACUACGAGCCAUCCAACCAAGAACGUUCUACUCAGUCUGACCUCCAGUGUAUUGACGCUACUCAUCUGCUGGAAGACGCAAAUGAAAAAAAUGAUGCAGGCGCCAGUGUGACGACCGUGCCUAAAGUGGCCGCAGCCAUCAUCACUCACAUCCUGCAGCGUCGCUGUUUCGCUCGGACGAACCUCCCUCCACCUUCCUUCUUCACAAGUUAUAUCUUUCAGUCCCUCAAUCGUACCAGUGACCUGCAAGUUUUAGAUUUGGAAGAGCUGCUUCAUCAACUGGGAGUCGGUGGUGAAGGAAAGAGGCGGAACUCACAGAUAAAGGACGGGUGCAAGCCAGAAAGUGGAGACUGGGCACAGGCCUGCUUUUCAGCCAAUCAGCUGGUGGAUAUUUUUGCUCUGGACCCUCAUGUGCCCAUUUCCAAGGAGCACUUGAGGCAAAUUUGCCCGGCCAUCAUUCAGCAGUUGCUAGGCAAUGUGUGUGAGUCUGCAGAGCCGAAUACCAAAAGAUCUCCACCUACUGCUUUUGAGAAGUUCGGCUACAGCACAGCAGCAGUGCUGCUCAUCACACUGGGCUCCAUGUUCGGCAUCUGCUUGAUCUUCUUCAACUCAUGCCAGGAAACCUACACACUCAUCCUGCAGCUCUUUGUGGGCCUGGCUGUGGGGACCCUCUCAGGUGACGCCCUCCUGCACCUCAUCCCACAGAUCCUCGGCCUUCAUGACCAUGAAGAUAACGAUGACGAGCACCUCGCUGAGCAAAGGGAGUACCUGUGGAAGAUUCUUGGCAUCAUUGCUGGGAUCUAUGGCUUCUUCCUCAUUGAAAGAAUCUUCUCCUUUUUGGUCCCUCAACAUGGCCACGCCCACUCCGGUGACCUUCCCUUAGAGCUCGGCUGCGAUGCUCAUAGAGGAAAGUCCAUGUCCACCAUACAGCUGCAGGGACCAGUAGAGGACUUGGACUGUACAGAAGGAUCUCCUGAGCAUCCAAACAAAGAGAGGCCUUCAAAUCAGAGUAAGGUCAACACACCAGAUGUAGUACUGUGGUCUGUGAUGGUAAACCUUCUCUUUGGGUUCCCAGGACGAGGGGUUCCUCUGCUCGCCAUCAUGGUCAUCGUGGGUGACAGCCUUCAUAAUUUUGCAGACGGCUUGGUUGUCGGCGCGGCCUUCUCCUCGUCGCCCGAGACCGGCAUGGCGACCACCGUGGCCAUCCUUUGCCACGAGGUCCCACAUGAAAUGGGAGACUUUGCGGUGCUGCUCAGCUCCGGACUGCCCGUAAAAACUGCUGUGCUGAUGAAUUUUGUCAGCGCCCUGACCGCCUUCAUGGGCCUCUACAUCGGACUCUUUGUGUCCGCCCAGGUCGAGAUGCAGCAGUGGAUCUUUGCCGUCACGGCUGGCAUUUUUCUCUACUUGUCACUUGUGGAAAUGCUUCCUCAAAUGAGUCGAGUGAGCAGCCGCCAUCCUCGUGUGCUCUUCCUCCUGCAGAAUGCGGGUCUGCUGAUGGGCUGGUCGUGUCUUCUGCUGCUGGCGCUCUUUGAACAUCAACUCACGUUUAAUGAUGGCUGACUUUCACACUUACUGUUUAGAUGAUAGACUUUAUAUACUGUAAGGUACAAAUGCACAAUAAUCAAGCAUUCCGCCUUCCAGUUGUGCUAUUAUUAUUCAUACAAAUGUAUUUCUAUCAGUAUACGUUUACUGCAUACUUACGGCGUCACUAUUUGAGGACGUUUGGUUGUACAAAGUAACCAAAAUAUUGGGUACAGGUAGCUUGUGCAGGUGUGUGCCACAUGUAAAACUGAAUCAAAUACGACUGUGAUUGAACAAAAACUGAUGAUUGUUAUUAUUGUUUCUUAAUUCUGCAGAAAUGGAGCGCUGAUCUGAUGA
Molecule: messenger RNA, 2492 nt
Organism: Doryrhamphus excisus (bluestripe pipefish)
Lineage: Eukaryota; Metazoa; Chordata; Actinopteri; Syngnathiformes; Syngnathidae
Source: RefSeq, a predicted model, not a curated record